GCAAAUCCAAGAGCAAGCAGAGUGCUCGUCCUGUCACCACCAUCAACUCUGCACCAAGCAGGGCAGACACACCUCCCCGUAUUGCUCCGUUCGCGACAAUCACCAAUUGCUGGGACGACAACCUUUUUCUUUUUCGCGUCGCAUCCAUCGAUGCAUCUGUCGCCAUCAAUCAUCCAUCACGAGCUCAGCUUACCUCAACCAACUGCAAGUUCCAAGCGAUUGCCCAUUCACGACCACCUCUGCCUCAUCCCAUGUCCAAGAGGCCGCAGUUGUGAAUUUCCCACUUACACCGACUCUGUAUACCCCAUUUGAUCGCUCAUGCCGCCUAUGAAUUGAUGAGACCUGAGCGAACAACUCUCGAGUCUUGAUAUCAACGACACACGUUACCCUUGUUGUACCAUUGUACCAUCAAACUUUGGCCUUUCGCGUCAUCCCAUCCCAUCGAAAGAGGAACCGUCAAGAUGCCCUCAAAGCGCAAACGCGAUCCCCUCGACGGAUUCGACCCUAACAAAUCGGAUUCGGAAGACGAGAACUUUGAUCCAACAGAGGACGCACCAGCACCACGACGAAGCGCCAAGAAGUCGCGGUCGACGAGGACCAAGAAAACAGGAGGAGGCGCUCGCGGCAAGCGAUCCAACAGGUACAGAGGGUCCGAUAUUGAAGACGAUGAUGAGCUCGAGGAUAGCGACCUGGAAGAUUCCUUCGCCGACGAUGACCAUGAUGACCACGAAGACGAGUCCGACGAAGAUUUGCCCACUAAUGCCGCCGGUCGCCGCGCGAGGAAGGCUGCGGUGAAGCACCAAUCCUACAGAGAAAGCAGCGCUGAAGAGGAGGAGGAGAUCAAGGAAUCCGGUGACAGUGCCAGCGAGCUGGAGAAAACCCCAAAGAAAUCGGCCAAUAAACCAUCAAGAAUUGUUGUGCUCAAGACAGCACAAGCACAACGAUCAUCCAAGCGUGGAAAGGAGGAGCCACCAUCAAAGCCACCGCCGGCACCUGCUCAUCCAACGCGCCGAACUCGCGCCCGUACCGAGGAGGUCGAGGAGCCACUGUUUGAGCUGACCAACUCUGGGAGACACGCACAGCCAGCUCGGGGAGCCUCUAGGAGCAAGAGCCCAGAAGCAUUGGCUCGUGCGACUCGCGGAAACCGCGGAGCUGGCAAAGGCCUCAAACAGCCACCCCAGCCCACCAUCGAGGAAGCAACGCAAGAAAGCGAGUCCAAGGACGAGGAACCUGCCGCGGCUAUGGAAGGAGAGGAGGCAGAGUCCGUGACUAAGGGUCGGGGAGAGGAACCAUCUCCAGUUCGUGGUGAUGUCGAGCCAGAAGUCCCAGAAGCCCAGCCAGAAGAUGAAGAUGCUCCGAUGGAAGAUCAACCUGCAGAGGCCGCCGAAUCUGCCGCGCCAUCCGCACCAGCCGAUGAUGAAGAUGACGAUGAUGACGAUGUUCCAAUCACCAGAAGGACACGCGGUGCGCGAGCAGCUGCGUCACAGCCCGCCGAGGAGGCUGCGGAACCAGAACCGGAGACCGUCGGAGGGAGUCGCCGUCUUACACGAAAAUCGCGCCUUCGUGGAAAGAAAAGUUUGCAAGAGCCUAGUAGCGACUUCGAACCUGGUGAAGAAUCUGCCGAUCACAUGUCUGCGUCAGAGGCUCCUAAUGAGGAGGCACCCAAUGAGGAUGAUGAGUCCACUCCCACACCUCGUCGUGGUCGCGGCUCUAGAGCUGCGAGUCGACGGAGCCGUCGCAACCAGCGAGAUUCCGGGGACGAAGAAAUCGAACUCGACAAGGAUGAGAUGGCCGAAGAGCUGGAGGAGCUGCGUGAAAGUAGUAGAUCACGGCCCCGCCGAACUCGUCGCAGAUCACCGUCUAUCCAGUAUGAGGAACGGGAAACCAAGAAGCGUCGCACAAAGCCGGUCAACUACAGCAUACCUGCCAUCGACCCUGCUGCUUUCGAGGUUGAGGAUGAUGAUGCCGAGCCAGCUGCCACGCCUGCCAGAAACCGCAGAGGUGGCAAGAGCGGCGGCACUCAAGCCUGGGAGCGUGCUCUCAACACUACGUUUGGUCCGUUCGGCGGUGGUGGUGGGGCUGGUUCCCUACUCAACGGACCAUGGGGCACUGGAGCUACCGGUGGUGUAGACUCUGACAGUAGUGACGACGAGAUGAACAUGCGCUCUGGCGUUGGCGGUACCGUCGGCAUGACGCCUACCUCUGCCGCGCCACCAGUCGGUCUCUUCAACCCUCUCGGUUCCCAUAAUGAUGGGCCUGGAGGUAUUGGGGGCGCGACUCCCCAAGUCGGCAAGGUCAAGAAUCAAAAGGCGUUUGCUGACGCCGAUCCUCUCGGUGUUGAUAUGAACGUCGACUUUAGCAAAGUUGGCGGCUUGCAGGGUCAUAUCGACCAGCUGAAGGAGAUGGUUACGCUUCCGCUGCUGUAUCCUGAGCUCUUUACCAGGUUCCACGUCACGCCACCUAGAGGUGUGCUGUUUCAUGGUCCGCCUGGCACUGGUAAGACGCUCCUUGCCAGAGCGCUUGCCAACUCUGUCGGUCAUGGAGGCCGCAAGAUCAGCUUCUACAUGCGAAAAGGUGCUGACGCCCUCAGCAAGUGGGUGGGUGAGGCCGAGAAGCAACUUCGGUUGCUGUUUGAGGAGGCGAGGAGGACCCAACCCAGCAUCAUCUUCUUUGAUGAAAUCGACGGUCUCGCGCCCGUGCGGUCCAGCAAGCAGGAGCAGAUCCAUGCCAGUAUCGUGUCGACGUUGUUGGCGCUGAUGGAUGGUAUGGAUGGUCGUGGUCAGGUUAUCGUUAUUGGUGCGACCAAUCGACCAGACAACAUCGACCCUGCUCUUCGCCGACCGGGUCGCUUCGACAGAGAAUUUUACUUUCCUCUGCCUGAUUUGGAAGGCAGACUUUCCAUCCUGGACAUUCACACCAAGGACUGGGGUCUGUCUCCGCAGUUCAUGAGGGCGUUGGCGGAAAACACCAAGGGUUACGGAGGUGCUGAUCUGAGAGCGCUCUGCACCGAGGCUGCGCUGAAUGCCAUCCAGAGGACCUACCCGCAAAUCUACUCGUCCAAGGAGAAGCUUGUUGUCGACCCUUCCAAGAUUACGAUUUCGGCGACGGACUUUAUGAUUUCGGUCAAGAAGAUGAUUCCCUCGUCUGAGAGGUCGACUUCGUCGUCGGCGGUGCCGCUCCCGAGGACGAUUGAGCCGUUGCUGAGGAACCAGCACAAGGCUUUGAUUGGGGUGUUGGAUAAUAUUCUGCCGCGGGAGAAGAAGAUCACUGCGUUGGAGGAGGCCAUGUAUGAGCCUUAUGCCGAUGCGGAUACUGGUUUUGCGCGGGAGGCGGCGCAUGCUGAGUUUGGAAGGUCGAGAGUUUUCAGGCCGAGGUUGUUGAUUUCGGGGCUGCCGGGGAUGGGGCAGAAUUAUUUGGCGGCUGCCAUGUUGCAUCAUUUGGAGGGGGUUCAUGUUGAGAAUAUGGAUGUGUCGAGCUUACUUGGGGAUGGAAGGCCUGUUGAGCAAGUGAUUGCCAGCCGAUUUGUCGAGGUCAAGAGGCACAAACCAGCGGUUAUCUUCAUUCCUAAUGUUGAUCUCUGGUUCCGCAGCAUACCGGAGGUGGCUGUUGAGAUGUUCAAGACUCUUAUCAUGCGCAUCCCGCCGUCGGACCCGGUUCUGUUGUUGGGCACUGCCGAGUGCACUCCUGAGUUACUUGAUCCAGAGCUUUUGGUCAAGCUGUUUGGGUUCUCCAAGAAAAAUCGGGCCGUGAUUGAGCCUCCUGAGAGAUCAUACCGCCUCGAGUUCUUUGAGAACUUGCUUGUUCACCUGAGGAAGUCGCCGCACGAGUUCCCCGACCCUGCCAACCGCAAGAAGCGGGUUAUUGAAGAGCUCCCUGUUGCCCCCCCUCCACCACCGAGGACCCUCACCAAGGAAGAGAUCAAAGCUCAGCGCAAGGCUGACUUGCACCACCUUAAUCUUUUGAAAAUGCGGUUGCAACCGAUUAUGGAUCAGAUUCACCGCAAGUAUCGGAAGUUUAGGCAGCCGGUCAUUCCCCUUCAGCAGAUUGCGUAUCUGUUUGAUGAGCAGGAUCCCAACUUUGUCCGGCCUGAUCUUGCCGAGGGCGAGCACAGGCCGUAUGAGAUUGCACGGGACAAGGAGGGCACUGAGGGCAUCAGGGACACGGCCACGGGCAAGUUUUUUUACAAUUUGGAGACCACCACCAUCGAGGAGAGGCUUGCCAAUGGGUAUUAUGCCCGGCCGCAUGAUUUCUACAAGGACAUCAACAGGCUUUAUCUGGAUGCGAAGAAUAUUGGUGACAAGGACAGGACACUCAAGGCCAAUGAGCUGAGGACUAACGUCGAGGUGGAUGUGCAUGAUAUCAGCACCUCGCUGGCGAAUCAGGGGAUCAGGUUUGACGAGAUUUACGAGAGGCAGCUACAGAGGGUCAGGGAGGCGGAGGAGAAGGCUAGGAAAAGGAAGGUUGUUCACUCGGUUAUUGAUCUGAUCCAGUCGGAUAUUCCAGGUGAUGGGGAUAGUGACUCUCAGGGGCCCGUGGGCAUUGGUUUGCCGCUUUCGCGCAAUGCGGGGACGACGGCGGCGAGGUUCCAGCCGAUUUUGAGUCCGCCUUCUAGGGGCCAUGGGGAUUCGACGCAGUCGAGGCCGUUGACGAACGGCACGCCGGCGUCGAAGGUGGGUGAUGGGGAUGUGCAGAUGGGUGGGAUGGAUGAGGAUACUCAGCCGUUGACUGGGAGGGAUUUGAUUUCGCCGCUGCAGUGGCCCAUACCUAGGAAUGUUGGGGGUCCGCUGGGUGAUUCGGCGAGAGCAACGGCGGGGAAUAUGUCGCAGCGGUCUGCUAUCACCUCUGUUCCGCCGGGUAUGUCACCGUCGGCAUUAUUGAAUGAUGCUUCGACGACCAAGACGUCGGACCCGUCGACAAACCACUCCAACAACUGGAGCACACAACACACCAACGGCACUACGGGGCAGAACAACCCUGACGAGACGUCCCAGCUGGAAGACACGCAGUCUCAAAGCAUCCACCCAAGCGGGUUCCUGGCUGGACAAAGCCACAGCCAAGGCUCAUCAUCAAGCAGCCAAGCCUGGGCGCACUCCCAGGCAGCGGGCAUAGCACAAGGGAUUCUCCAACCUAGGGGUGGCGUCCCGCAGGUCACAGCUCAACGAACGCCCUCCCAUCCCUUGUCCAACGUCAACCGUGUCACCAUUUCAGAACAAGGCUCCCCGACCUCGUCGCAAAAACCCGCGCCAAAGGCCGCGGCAGCACCUUUGGCAAACAUUCUCAACGACGAGAAUGCCUCCUCUAGCGGUGGCAAACCCUCCCAAAACACCCCUUCGACGACAACAACAACCACUUCCGGACCCCUUACCGUCAUCUCGGGUGUUCCCACCCCGGGAUCGAAGGGAUCUCACCACUCAUCUCAGCAACCUGUCCUGCACGAGGGUCGGCUGUCAGAAUUUCUGGAUAUUCUGGCGGACAGGACAGCGGGGUGUUCGAUUGAACAGCUGGAGCAGAUUUACCGGGAGCUGAUGGAUGAGAUUUGGCAGAGCAGGCACGACUGGAACAGGAUGGCGGUGCUGAGCCGGGUGGCGGGGGUGUUUAAUGAUGCGAUUGGGGAUAUCGAGUUUGUGCAGGGGGUUCUGGUGGAGGAGGAGAGGGAUGAGGAGGAGGAGGAGGAGAAGAGGAAGGGGAAGGAGAAGGUUUUGGAGAGUGUGGAGGGCGGUGGGAGGCCAAGUCAGGGGAGUUCGCAAGGACGAGGGGGGGAUGGGUUUUGGGCUGGGUUGGGGUUGGUGGGGAAUACGAGGGGUGAGAAGGAGCAGGAGGGGUGGUUUUAUUUGCGGUGA
Molecule: messenger RNA, 5840 nt
Organism: Podospora pseudocomata
Lineage: Eukaryota; Fungi; Ascomycota; Sordariomycetes; Sordariales; Podosporaceae
Gene: YTA7
Product: TAT-binding protein-like protein 7, AAA ATPase
Exons: 3
Coding region: 462-5840 (1792 amino acids)
Biological process (GO): positive regulation of transcription by RNA polymerase II
Cellular component (GO): nucleus
Molecular function (GO): chromatin binding; ATP binding; histone binding
Source: RefSeq, a predicted model, not a curated record